AUGGCGAGUCCUCCAUCACAGCCCCCACAGGGCGCGGCGUCCGCGCAUCCUUCAGAGGACUUCGACCACGUCUCUGUUGGGUCACAUGAUUGUUUACCCUCUGAGUAUCUAUCGAACGAUUCCACCGAGGGUUGCGAUACACCCAGCUCUUCCGAUUUCACGCCGACAAAGCGAUUCCAGUUCCGCCCACAUUUGACAGUCAACGUCUACAAUACUGGAGGGGGAGGCUCGAGUUCGGGAGCGAGUGAUACGUCUACUAUUCAUGCCCAACGUUCUACCGAAAGGGAUCAAGUCCUCAUUGAGCUCAAGUCUCAACUAGCUGCUUUAUCACGAAGAGUCGACGAACUCUCCCAGGAACAGGAGCCCUCACCAGUUGUGAUCGACAGUGGGACAUGGAGUACGAUUACGGUCCGAUCAUGGGAGAACCCUCAGGUCCAUACAGAAGGACGUGUAAACUUCUCAAAGGAUUUCAAGACAGCCCCAACUCUAUUGGAUCUUGAUGCUCUCAAAAAAGGUUAG
Messenger RNA from Fusarium graminearum PH-1, 519 nucleotides. RefSeq lists its product as uncharacterized. The record is from RefSeq and is a predicted model, not a curated record. Bases 1 to 519 code for a protein of 172 amino acids. Lineage: Eukaryota; Fungi; Ascomycota; Sordariomycetes; Hypocreales; Nectriaceae. The transcript is spliced from 2 exons.